ACAGCACGGAUUAGUAGAAUAAUUUGACACUGCCGCUGGGUUUAUAAGCCCGUGCGUGGAUUUAUGAUGCCAGUCUUUGAUUUUGAACGUGCUGGAUAUACACUGGUCUUGGCAACGAUACACGAAGCGGACAUGAAGAGCUUAGAAAUGAAUACAGCCGCAUAUGACUACACAACAUGGCAAGUUAUGCAGGAAUAUAUGCCAGAGAUAUUGUUGGCGGACUUCAGAAAAAAAUUUCGAUUUUUUGAUCCUGAAAAAACUGGAUUAAUCAAAUUAGAGGAUGUUGUUACGACUCUUCGAAACAUGGGACAAAAUGUAUCGAUGGAACACGUGAGGAUAGUGUUGCAAGAAAUUAAUAGGAGCCCAAUCUACCAAAAACUGCUUGAAUUUGUAGACUUCAAAGAAUACCUCGCCCGUAUUAUCAACCAUGGUCACGAACUGCAUACCAGAAGACGAAAUGUAUCUCGUUUUCCGCCCAAUUCGAUAAGAUGGUGACGGUUACAUAACAGCCGAAGAGCUAAAAGAUUUGCUCUUGCGACUUGGUGACGACAUCUCUGAAAAUGAAUCACGGCCAUGAUUCGUGAAGCUGACAGGGAUGGGGACGGUAGAGUGAGCUACAAUGAAUUUAUUUGCGUAAUGACAAACUCGGAAGUACCAUCCAGUGACAUUUCUGAAGAAUCCAGCUGCUCUGAUUCGUUGUCUUCAUCACGCUCAGACCUUUCUUUGUCGGAUAAAGAAGAAGAAAAGGGAGAACCAGAAAGCGACCACGAAACACUUCUGGAAAAAGGAAACACAAUCUCGCCAAAAAAUUUCUCUUACGUCAUGUGAGAGCACAGUUCCAGAAAAUAUGAAAGAAGAAGAACAACCGCCCAGAACAAGAAAAUUGAGUCCUCUCGGAUUUGUUCUCCCGUCCGCAACGCAAACGACCCACCCGUCCUCAUCGGACGAGCUGUCCCAAUCUGUCCACUCCUGACCAAUGCAUAAAUGCAAACGUUAAACAAAGCAAAGAAAUAAACUCGAAAUCAAGUCGUCAAUUUAGUUUGUCCAACAGCGCCGCAUUCUUGCGCAAUGCCUUCAAGAGAAGGUCGAAGCGCACUUAAAUGUAUUGACCUUGCGAAGCAAUUAUUCAAAAACCUUAACGGAACAGCUUAUAUUACUAUUUUCGACAAUCCAAUACGACGUACUUGAUGGAAUACUACGAAUGCGGCCACUGUGACAUAUUUAAAUCUUCAAUAAUAAUCGUACUCACACUGUAUUGCUUUUUACUUGUAUAUUUUUGUCAUAAAACUUCCCGCAAUGUCAAAGUUAACCCACAGUAAUAUAACUUUUUCAACAAUUUUUUUACAACAAACAACUUUGUUACAUGAACGUGAAGAAGCACAAAUUGAAUAGUAGCUUCAUCAUUAUCGCCCAAUCAUAUUUAUCAUCUCCCAAGAGUUAAUCGGAAGCCAUGAUAAAGAGCGGCCUCCGUCAUUAUCCACUGGCUUGAAAUAACUUAAAACCUCUCGGUAUCUUUUAUGAGAAAAAUGUUGUUUUUUAUUGUUCAUUGUGCCAUGAGAUAUGUUAUGAUUAUUUUUAUUUAUUUAUUAUUUUAAAUAUCAACUAACCCACAGUUUCAACUUGAAAUAAAUGAUAAUUUAUGGAAAA
Styela clava is the source of this 1647-nucleotide messenger RNA. The record is from RefSeq and is a predicted model, not a curated record. NCBI's taxonomy places the organism in Eukaryota, Metazoa, Chordata, Ascidiacea, Stolidobranchia, Styelidae.